AGCCGGUGAUGCAUCUCAAUGGAAUCAGUCGCGAAGUGUCGUUCGUUGUGGGUCGACGGUGCGGCGAUCCUCGCGCGCGUUUUUCUCGGAAACCAGGCGAUCGCGGUCACAUUGUGAAUCACACGGAGUUCGCAGGUCCAGACACUCGUAACAAGACAUUCCUUUCGCACGCGACGCUAUUGACAGACUCGGAAAUCGCCGCAAUCAGAACGGCAAGCGAAACAAGACUGAAAUUUGACGGAAUCAUUGUCGCGCAACGGCGCGCACCGAAAUACCGGAGCAUGAGGAUGACAGUAGACAUGCUCACAUGUUUCAGACAGUUCAAGGUGGAAUUUGUCAAGUGGCGCCUCCAUGGGGAUAAAACAUUGCUUAUAGAUUGAAAGUGUCAACAAGCGUCAAUAGGUGCG
Molecule: messenger RNA, 407 nt
Organism: Trachymyrmex septentrionalis
Lineage: Eukaryota; Metazoa; Arthropoda; Insecta; Hymenoptera; Formicidae
Exons: 2
Coding region: 9-380 (123 amino acids)
Source: RefSeq, a predicted model, not a curated record